This is a messenger RNA of Candidula unifasciata, 2481 nucleotides long. The record is from the annotation of a GenBank genome assembly. NCBI's taxonomy places the organism in Eukaryota, Metazoa, Mollusca, Gastropoda, Stylommatophora, Geomitridae.
CUAAUUAGAGACAUGAUAUCAGCUAGUGAAAUGACAGACUAUGAAACUCGAGCAUGCGUUGAAGCGAAAUAUGCUGCCCUACGCUGCAAAAUUACUCAUAUAACUGGAAGACAAAGAGAGGAAAUAGAAGAUCUUGUGAAGUCAACUAUUGAAGGGCCAUCCCAAGACCUGAGGAUAUUAAAUGUUUUUGAAGUGUGGAGACAAGCAGAGGACCUAGACUUCCGUCAUGAUCUUGAUGGAAAGCAACUUCUGUUUCACUCAUCAAAGGUGGAGAACUUUGUAGGAAUAUUAUCCAGAGGCUUGCUUUUGCCUAAGGUUGUUGUUGAUGAUUUUGGAGGUAAACGAAGUGAUGCAGGGAACCUCGGAAGUGGUAUCUACUUUGCCAAUUCUGCCAGCACAAGUGUGAAGUACUCAUCUCCAAGUAAAAUCAAAGGCUCUCGUUUGCUGUUGAUAAAUGAAGUGGCACUUGGACACAGCAAAGAUUACACAUGUCAUGACACCACCCUGGUGGCACCACCUGGUGGAUAUAACAGCACCCAUGGCAUCAGCAGGAAGAGAGAGGAAUCAUCAGAGUUUGAGCAUGAUGAGUUUGUGGUAUAUGCAGUCAAUCAACAAAGAGUUCGCUAUCUGGUAGAGUUUACCAUCAGAGGGGAUGUGGUUAAACCUGUGGAAAUAAUUAACAAGAUUGACAAUAAAAUAGCUCAUGAAGCUUUGGAAACUGCAACUACUGACGAUGUUAUGGGACUUGAUGAUCCAUUGUCGAAGAUUAAGCCAGGACUUAUUAGUACCGAAGAUGCUGAAGUUAAGCUCUAUGGUGUUCACAUUAGGGCCAGACUUAUUGAUUUAGCUGGCCAGGUUGUGAUUCUUCAAGAAUAUUGCAACAAUAGUCAGAAGGCAAUAGAAGCUAAAUAUGUAUUUCCUCUUGAGGAUACUGCUAGUGUCUGUGGAUUUGAAGCCUUCAUUAAUGGCAAGCACAUUAUUGGAGAAGUGAAGGAGAAAGAGACAGCACAUAAAGAAUACAAGAAAGCUAUCAGUGAAGGUCAUGGAGCAUAUUUGAUGGAUCAGGACGUAGAGGCACCGGAUGUUUUUACAGUCAGUGUUGGAAACCUGCCCCCUGGUGCCACUGUUCUCAUCAAGAUCACUUACGUGGCAGAGUUACAAGUUGAGGGAGACAACAUUAGUUUCUCAUUGCCUGCAGCUGUUGCACCCUGGAAGGAAACUUCUGCUCUCAAACAAUCUACACAGGAUGAACUGAGCAGUUAUAAAAUGACUCUCUCAAACACUACAGUACAAGUCGCUGUGGAGAUGCCUUUUGAAAUAAAAAAUCUUCACUGCCCAACUCACAAAAUAAGAGUAAAGCAAACAGCAUGUAAAGCUUAUGUAGAGAUGAUGAACCACCAGACUUUUGGUUCAGGGUUCCAACUUCUGAUCAGUUUGGCUGAGAUCCAUGUCCCACGGAUGUGGGUGGAGAGUCAUCCUGUAAACACUGACCAUAGGGCUUGCAUGCUGACAUUUUACCCAGAAUUUGAGUCAGAGGAAGUUACAAAUGGGGAAAUCAUUAUUAUCUUAGACACAUCCAACUCCAUGAAGGGAAGUGCAUUGCUGGAAGCCAGAAAGGUGGCUUUGCUCAUUUUACAAAAUGUUCCGCUUGCAUGGCAUUUCAAUGUGGUGAGGUUUGGAUCAGACUAUGAAGAGUUGUUUGCUGCACCAAGGAUUAACAAAGAAGAAAACAUGCAGCUUGCCAUAAGUUUUGUACAGAAUUCUGUGGCAAAUAAAGGCAACACAGAUGUCAUCAAACCACUGCGCUCUCUGUUCCUACUACCUCGUUCUGAUGGUCAGAGAAAUGUUUUUCUGAUUUCUGAUGGUCACAUCAACAGUGAUGAACUAGUCCUACGCUGUGCCAACCAAAACUCAAUGCAUACUCGUGUGUUUUCUUUUGGUAUCAGUACUACCUGUAACAGAUACUUCCUGAAGGCUCUCUCGCGUGUCUCAGGUGGAUCAUUUGAGUUCUUUGACACUAAAACCAAGUCAAAGUGGGAACCUAAGGUAAAGAGUCAGAUCAUCAAGGCUUGCCAGCCGGGCUUGACUUCAGUAGCAGUGGAGUGGCAGCAGUAUGACGAAAAUCUGCCCAUGCCUGUACAGGCACCACGACAAAUUACUGCCCUGUUUAGUGGAUCUCGACAAAUUGUCUAUGGUUUUGUGGCUAACUGUACAAUGGCGACUCUCAAGGCAACAGUUGAUGGACAGGAAGUAUCUACGGUUGUUUCCACUUCAGAUCUGUCUGUCACAGAAGGUUUGCUAGUACACCGACUAACUGCCAGAGCUGUAAUCAGGGACUGGGAAGAUGGGGUUCUCUCCAAUGACAGGACACAACAUGAGAUGGCCAAAAUGGACUUGAAGAAUUACAUUAUUGACUUGAGCAAAAAGUAUUCAAUAGUGACACAGUUUACUAGCUUCAUUGCUGUAGAGAACAGAGUGGAA